GUUUACCAAAUAUUUAUGGCUAUAUAACUAUGUAAGUAUACAUAUUGUGUAGUUAAAUUAAACUAAACUACCUAUACGACACUAUACCAACGUAACAAAAUCAAUGUAUGUAUGUAGCAUACCAUAACAGUACUAUCAAUUAUUUUAUAACGUUUUCAAUAAUUUUAAUUUAAUUUAACAAAACAAUUCUAUAAUAUUUUAAAUUUAGAAAAUUAUUAAAUAAGUUAACCUGUAUGGCUAUAACUUAUUAGAUGGACAUAGAUAAUCUUAGGAUAACCAAUAAUAUCAGAAAGAAAAAGUAAAUUUUUCUGACAUUAAUAUUUCCUUAAAAUACGAUAUGACUUUUAAUUCAACAUAAGAAACAAAUUAUGGCAAUGACAAAAUCAAUAAUUGAUACAACUGUUGCUGGUAAAGAAAAUUCAGAUGAACAGACCCUCUUAGCUAAAUUAUUCAAGUCUCUAUUCAAUGUACCACCAAUUAUUGCAAAUAAUGUUUCUGUUAUUGAUAUAAUUAAUACUACACAAGAACUAGUAAUUAAAAAAGGCAUGAUUGAUCCAGAAUCCCAAAAAUCUUUAAUCAGCUUUUAUGAAACAGCUGAUCUAGAAACUAUUAGAGAAGAAGAAGUAAUUAGAAAAAUGUUAGAAUUAAUAUAUGAAGUACGAAACAUAAGACAUCAAAAAAUUAAAUCACUUCUGCAGUCUCAAAGAAGUUCAACAUUUCUUAAAUUGUUACAAGUAACAGCAAUGAGGAUACCAGUAUGGUUUCCAAAACAGGAUGAACAACCACCACCAUUAUGUGGUGCUAUUGAGCCACUUCCUUCAUAUGUUGCAAAAAGCGGGGAUUUGGUAGCAGCGCUUGUUAAACAAUCUGGAGAAGAGCGAUGGAUUGUAGCAGAAGCAGUUGCAUUUAAAAAUGGAAAAUACGAAGUGGAAGAUAUUGAUGUGAAAGAAACUAACCGUAAUUUUACAUUAGAAAAAAUUUAUGUAAAGCCAUUACCACUAAUGAGAGCUGAUCCAGUCACUUGUCCAGAUGCAUUCUUUCCCUGCAAUCAAUUUGUCUUAGCAAUGUAUCCACAAACUACUUGUUUCUUCAAAGCUCUAGUAAAAGCUUCGCCUAAAACAAGUCAUGACGGAUAUGAAGUUUUAUUUGAAGAUGAUUUCAAUCAAUAUACUAUAAUGAUGGUUGUAUCCCAAAGAUUUGUUGUUUCAUUUCCAUCACUAGAAAUUCUUCAUAAAGAUGACGAGAUGGUAGCAGAAUAUUAAUUUUAUAUAACACUAGCUUAUAAAUUUGAUUACUAUAAGAUCUGUAUAGUGCUCUGUAUAGAUUUUUUAUUAAUAAAAUCUUUAUCAUUGUAUAAUAUUUUGAA
Rhopalosiphum maidis (corn leaf aphid) is the source of this 1366-nucleotide messenger RNA. It is a transcript of the gene Sgf29, whose product is annotated as SAGA-associated factor 29. The transcript is spliced from 7 exons. The coding region runs from base 369 to 1262 and encodes 297 amino acids. Gene Ontology annotation, cellular component: SAGA complex. The record is from RefSeq and is a predicted model, not a curated record. NCBI's taxonomy places the organism in Eukaryota, Metazoa, Arthropoda, Insecta, Hemiptera, Aphididae.